Molecule: messenger RNA, 3208 nt
Organism: Amblyraja radiata (thorny skate)
Lineage: Eukaryota; Metazoa; Chordata; Chondrichthyes; Rajiformes; Rajidae
Gene: bloc1s2
Product: biogenesis of lysosomal organelles complex-1, subunit 2
Exons: 5
Coding region: 11-508 (165 amino acids)
Biological process (GO): lysosome localization; endosomal transport
Cellular component (GO): BORC complex; gamma-tubulin complex; BLOC-1 complex
Molecular function (GO): gamma-tubulin binding
Source: RefSeq, a predicted model, not a curated record
CGGAGGCAAGAUGGCGGAGGUGGAGCCGCGUCCGUUGAGCGAUGCCGGUGCAGGCCCAGCGCAUGGGGUCGGCACGGCCGGCAACGGGGAUGCGGGGGAGCAGGAGGUGGCGGGGGGCGGAGGCAAGAGGACCGAUGAUUUUGGAGUGGAGACAGCAGAGGAAGCUACAGAACCUUCAGAACCAGACAUAAAUGAACUCUGUAAGGAGAUGUUUACAAAAAUGUCCGUCUAUCUGCAAGGAGAGCUUACAGCUACCUGUGAAGAUUACAAACUAUUGGAGAACAUGAACAAAGUGACUGGCCUUAAGUACCUUGAGAUGAAGGAGAUCGCUGUUAAUAUUAAUCGCAACCUCAAAGAUCUAAAUCAGAAAUAUGCUAGCCUACAACCGUACCUUGACCAGAUCGGUCAGAUUGAAGAACAAGUAGCGGCACUGGAACAAGCAGCAUACAGAUUGGAUGCAUACUCCAAGAAACUAGAAGCCAAAUUUAAGAAAUUAGAGAAGCGAUGACCUCCACUACACUGAAGGUGUCAUGAAUGAUCUAUGUCCAUCCAUGGGUAGAUGAUGUUCAAGCGAUUGACAAAGAACUAGACAACUGAUGAGACUGUGAUGGAGCGAGUCUUUAUUAUUCUGCACUGAAAAAUCCACAGCAAAGAGUGGUUGAAUUAGAGCAUUCUUUUACCUGCACACAUGGGCAAGAAUCUCAGCUACAAGUAACCUAUUUGGACUAGAUACGUUGCAAUUACUAACUAUUUUGUAAUAAUAGUAAAUAUUUGCUGUACAAGUAGCUUGAAAGCUUAACUUUCUGUUGUGUUUGAAUUUGGGUUUGAAUGGGUUGUUCCUUCUCUGUCUCAAUCUGCUCUGUGACCAUUGGAGCAAAGCCUCUCGAUCAAUCCUAUGAGUACUGAGGUGGAGUGCGAUAAGGCUCUCAAUGCUUCAGCUCUCCCUGCACCUCCAACCAUUGGCCUUCCAUGGACAGAGCCUCAGUCUUGUGAAGUAAUUGCUUAGAAAUGGUCUUGCUAAAUUAUGAAAACUUUUACCUGGUAUAUUGAAUCUUCGUUAAUUGUUUAUAAUAGUUCCCAAAUUCUCAUUGAAGAUGCUGAUGGCUGGUGUCAAUUUUUGGUCAAGUCCAUUUGGUGUGUAGAAGAGAGAACUAUUGGUAUUUUGUAUAAAAGCGAUUGAAACGUAAUCUGGAACAAGUGGUCUGUAUCCUGUUGUAAGUAUUGAACUGGUGUAGUUCUCCAGAAUCUGUUCACGAUACUGGUGGGUUAGUUCAACCAUUGUACAAUCUGGUACAAUGCUGCACCCAACUUGGAUUACUUAUAAUUUGUAUUAAUUGCGACUUGUUAUGGCAUAUUGAAAAUAAGGAGUGAAUGAAAUGAUUUUUUUUACCUUGAACAAUGCAAAGCAAAUACUUUACUACCCCCCCCCCCCCCUCCCCCUCCCACUCAGUUUAGUUUUCUAAAUCUUCAAUUGCCAUGACAUAUUCUGCCACUGGUUUAUAUGAAAGUGUAAUGCUGUCGGCUGCCUCUUCUUCCAUGCCUGUCCAAAUUACUGGCAUGGUUUUCUUCCUUGAUCGGGUGCAAGUGGCAGUUCCUCUCAUUAUUUAAUAACUCAUACCUGGAUGACAGGUUUCAUAAGAUGGUACUGGAUGUUCACAUUUCUUGAGCUAUGCUGCUAAUUGAAUGCAUAAAAGUUGCCUCGUCCAUCAUAAGUUCUGGGAGCAGAAUCAGGCCAUUCGGCCCAUCAAGACUACUCCGCCACUUAAUCAUGGCUGAUCUAUUUUUUCUAAACCCAAUUUUUCUGCCUUCGCCCCAUAACCCCAUGACACCCUUACUAAUCAAUGAUUAGUCCCCUGUGAUCUUUGGUCAAACUCUCCUCCCUGGAUCACUUUUGGACAAAAUAUGUGUAACAUUACUGGCGGUUCUCCAGUGUUAUCCUACAAAGGUGUUCUAAAUCUUUGUAGACAUUUAUAAAUGCGUUUGGGAUGUUGUGAAUUUAGUUGUGAAAUAUAUCUCAAGUGUGUGAAGAAGGGUCCCGACCCGAAAUGUCCUCUAUCCAUGUUCUCCAGAGAUGCUUCCUGACUCGCUGAAUUACUCCAGCACUUUGUGUCUUUUUGACGAAUUAACAUUUGGAUGUCUAGGAGAACAGGGUUCCAUAGUUCAUAAGCUUGGCUGCAUGCUAUUUAUAACAGGAGGCUAUUAAUCAUAAUGCCUAGUCCUGGUGUUGCUACUUAAUAUUAACCGUGUCCCAUCCUGCUUCAUCUCAUCCCAUCCUAUACCCAUAUUCUUUUUUCUUGUGUUUAUUUAGCCUUCUCUAUAAAUGCACAUAUACCAAUCACCCCAAACCAAGUCACCACAGCAUUUCCCACAUUUAAAUUGCUUUCUCUCCCCCAAUAAAGAUUUCUACUCCAAUUGAUAUGCCCUACUUUUAAGUUCCAUUAGAUCUCAUGGAUAGAAAGAGAGCAAAGCCCUACUCUGUUCAAUAUUUUCUUACAGCUAUAAUGUGCACCAUGUCAGUUCAUCUCCUUUGUACUUUUUCCAAUGGUCCAUUACCGGCUGCUUCAUCAUUUACACAGCUUCCCCUUUGUGAUAAUGUACAGCUGAUUAAUAUGGUACAGUAAAAGUGAAAGUACCUUUUACGCAUUUGUAUGAGUUGCAAAAUGUUUUGCUUACAUCUUUAUGAUGGCGCAACAGAGAAUGGACUUGAACCUGGUAUUUUUGAACAAUCUUUUACAAAAGUAUGAAACAAUGCAAAUCUGCAUCUCUUAGCUAUGAAUGCACUAGGUAUAUUUAAAAGUCACUUGCAUGGCAGAUUCGUCUGACCUUGAUACACAAGUGAAGCUUGAGAGUAGCAAAUUAUACCUGUUUUUUUAAAUAAUCUGAUGUCCAUUUAAUUUAUAGUUGGUCUGUAUUGAAAAAUAUGCAUUUGGAAGUGAGUUUUAAGGGUUUUGAAAUAUCAUGGAAAUCUGUGGUGUAAUGUUCUGAUUUGAUACUAACAUUUGGGUCAUUGCUUUUGUAUCCAAAUGCAUCAUAUCUGUAAAAUGAUUGACAUAAAUGUUCCUUAUCCUUUGAGUAAAGCACAUGGAGGAUAAAAAGUAAGCAGUGUGAGUGUGUGUAUUCUCCAGUUAAAUCUCUUGCUGUUCUUUAAAACGACCCUCUCCAACUAAGCUGCCAGAUUGUGGUUAAAUUAAAUUAUAUCUUCAUUUUA